Molecule: messenger RNA, 1683 nt
Organism: Etheostoma cragini (Arkansas darter)
Lineage: Eukaryota; Metazoa; Chordata; Actinopteri; Perciformes; Percidae
Gene: nt5c1aa
Product: 5'-nucleotidase, cytosolic IAa
Exons: 7
Coding region: 238-1401 (387 amino acids)
Biological process (GO): adenosine metabolic process; nucleotide metabolic process
Cellular component (GO): cytoplasm; cytosol
Molecular function (GO): magnesium ion binding; 5'-nucleotidase activity; nucleotide binding
Source: RefSeq, a predicted model, not a curated record
GACAAGUGAACAGGAGACACACACUUCGGCUGCUUUCAUAAGUCCACCAAACUACUGUAGGAUACCUUUUAUCAAUGUAGAGUAGAACCUCGAUAAUUGCCACGGUCUGCAGAAGGACCUUUUGCUUGUUUGAUUUUGCAGACGAAGAGAAUUUAUUUAGUCUAUUACAAAGGUAGCCUAGAGAAGUCCAGGUAGGUCGGAGGGUGCCUUUUUGGAGCGAAGAGAGGGUGAUUCUCUAUGGUGAAGAUGAGUCUGGACCCUGUACAGGUGAUGAGCGGACAGGUCAAAGAGCUCAACGUUUCCCCUUCGUCCAACGGGGACAGCAGAGGAUCAUGGGAAGAGAAGAAAGAGUUUGAUCAGGACCACCUGGGCCUCACCACCAAGCCAAAACUAGUGACAGGGAGACGAGUCCGGAAGGUGGAGGGAGGCGUGUUCUUCCCAAAGCCAGAGAACGCUGUGACCGUUGCCGUUUCUUCUCGGGUCUUGUUUCGGACCGAGCGGGAGCAGAAGGUGUACGAGCAGCAAGGGGUGGAGGAGUACCUGAGAUACCAAAUCGAACACGAGAACGAACCCUUCGCCCCUGGACCCGCUUUCCCCUUUGUCAAGGCUCUGGAGGCGGUGAACACUCGUCUGCGGGAGCUGUACCCACAGAGCGAAGAACUGUUUGACAUCGUUUUGGUGACGUACAACCAUGCCCACGUAGGAAUCCGCCUCAUCAACACCAUCAAUCAUCACAACUUGUUCAUUGAGAGAUUCUGUAUGACGGGGGGAAGCAGUCCGAUUGGCUACCUGAAGGCCUGGCACACCAACCUGUACCUGUCUGCGGACGCUGACAAGGUCCGGGAGGCGCUGGCUGAAGGCAUCGCAGCAGCCACCAUGUUCAUGACGGAGAAGCUGACGGAGGUCUCAGAGUCCCAGCUGAGGGUGGCGUUUGACGGCGAUGCGGUUCUCUUCUCCGAUGAAUCUGAACGCAUCUUCAAGGCACACGGGCUGGAAAAGUUCUUCCAACAUGAGCGGGACAACGAGGACACCCUACUGGAUCAUGGACCUCUGAAGGGCUUCCUGGAAGCACUGGGGAAGCUCCAGAAAAAGUUUUACGCUAAAGGCCAUCGCCUGGACUGUCCCAUCCGAACGUUCUUGGUCACAGCGCGGAGUGCAGCCAGCUCUGGCAUCCGGGCACUGAAGACGCUCAGGGCUUGGGGCCUCGAGAUCGAUGAGGCCUUGUUCCUCGCAGGGGCACCGAAGGGCCCCAUGCUGGAGAAGAUCAGGCCUCACAUCUACUUUGAUGAUCAGAUGUUUCACGUGGAGGGAGCGGCUGAGAUGGGCACGGUUGCUGCCCAUGUGCCCUACGGCAUUGCACAGAAACAUAAUCCCAAACAGAACAGCCGUGUUGGGAAGUAGAAAGCGGGACUUGAAAUGCCAAUCCAGCCAGAAACAGAGCAAGCUAAGAAGUAUGGGAUGGAGAACCAUCCUUGAAAAGAGCAAAGGGAAGCUGAGAGGUUUCAGAGAGCUUGGAAAAGUGAACUUGUAUGAAACUGUUUAUGGAAAUGCAUCAUUUCCAUGGCAAUUGUAGUGUAAGUUUGUUCAAUCACAGUGUAAACUGUCUCAGCUUAAUGCCAUUGUGUUAUAAGUUAGAUCAGGUCUGGAUAGGGGUCAAGUAGAUCUUGCUUUAUGUGGGAAAUU